AUGAAACGCAAGCAACCGGAUUCGGACGACGAGCGUCCUGUCUCGACGCCGAAGAGACAGAGAACGGCAGACUUCAAUGGCUCCACGAACGGACAUGUCGAAAAGGGGGAUACAGUGAUGACCACGCCGGUGAAACGAAUAAAGUCGACCUCCCAGAAAACUUCGACGACAACGCCGGCGGCUUUGAAGGAAUCAGGAAUAAAAACACCUACGCACCAGUCCAAGGCAAAAGCUUUAUUUUCGACCCCUACGAAGAACAAGUCGACCUCUACACCGUCCAGAGCGCGUAAUGCCGACCGGUCCGCGAAAAAGAAGAGCGCCCGCUUUCUCUUGGAGCACGAUGAGGAUGACAUCUGGGACGACGGUGACCGUUUGGCGGAGGAGAUCCUGGGGGAUGAGAAUGAUGUCCAGGAGACGACUACUGAUGGCAGCAAGGAUGUGGUCGAGUCAGUUGAGGCAAAUACAGGGACCUCGGUAAACAAGAAGACGGCUGCGACCCCAAAACGUCGUGCAGGAAGACCAAAAGGCGCGAAGAAUAAGCGAUCUCCAACUCCAGAAGGAGAGCUCCCACCGCACGAGCGAUACUUCUUCCAAAACCGUGCUGGUCCUCCCCGAACGUCGAAUAAUAAUUUGAACAAAGUGCACCUUUUGACUCAUGAGGAGUAUUUCGAGAAGUUGGCCAAGUACGUGGAUCCCUUCAAGAAGGAGAAGUCCUUCUUGUUCGACCUUCAUUGUCGAUCCUUCGCACAGUGGAGCUUCGAGUUCGAUCAAGGCUUCAACAUCUGUCUUUACGGAUAUGGCUCCAAGCGCCUGCUUGUACAGAAUUUCGCCGAUUGGCUCCAUCAGAAACACAGCCCUUCCCCUCCUUCGAUUGUCAUUGUCAACGGUCAUACCCCGAAUAUAUCCAUCCGAUCCAUUUUUGCUACGAUUGUCACAGCCGUUCUUGGUGCGGAUAUCCCAUCUAAAAUGGGUUCUCAACCCGUGGAGGUCUUGGAGUUAUUGCAAUCGGUGUUGAAAUCACAGCCCUCGCGACGGCCAAUUACUGUCCUAAUCAACUCCAUUGACGCGCCCCCCCUCCGACGAGCAGCGAACCAGGCUCUUCUUGCGCGGUUGGCUUUCACGCCAGAGAUCAACCUCCUAGCAACGGCCGACACUCCAAACUUCUUAUUAAUGUGGGAUAUCAGUCUCCGUGACCAGUUCAACUUUGCUUUCCAUGAUUGCACCACCUUUGCACCUUUCGAAGCAGAAUUCGACGUGGUAGAGGAGGUUCACAGUCUUCUCGGCCGCAAGGGCCGACGCGUUGGUGGCAAGGAUGGCGUUGAGUUCGUGCUGAAGAGUUUGCCAGAGAACGCACGGAAUCUGUAUCGGGUUCUUCUGACGGAGCUCUUGACCAUGAUGGAUGACGGGCACCAAUCUGACGAUGACAUCGACGGUGGUAAUGAUGCUGAAGAACGAGGAGUCGCUAAGGAAGAGAUCGGCAUUGAUUUCCGGCUGCUGUAUCAGAAGGCCUGUGAAGAAUUCAUUGCUUCGUCGGAGAUGAUGUUUCGCACCCUGCUGAAGGAGUUCCACGACCACCAGAUGAUAACAUCCAGAAUGGAUACGAGUGGAACGGAGCUGUUGGGAGUUCCGUUGUCUCGCGAAGAGAUGGAGGGAGUCCUGGAGGAUUUAGUGUUGGGCUGA
Aspergillus tanneri is the source of this 1680-nucleotide messenger RNA. It is a transcript of the gene ORC2, whose product is annotated as origin recognition complex subunit 2. The transcript has a single exon. The record is from RefSeq and is a predicted model, not a curated record. Bases 1 to 1680 code for a protein of 559 amino acids. Gene Ontology annotation, biological process: DNA replication. Gene Ontology annotation, cellular component: nucleus; nuclear origin of replication recognition complex. NCBI's taxonomy places the organism in Eukaryota, Fungi, Ascomycota, Eurotiomycetes, Eurotiales, Aspergillaceae. Gene Ontology annotation, molecular function: DNA replication origin binding.